UUGCUUUCUGUUGCGGAGUGAAUUUGGUCCAGCCCGGGAGAAAAAAUAAUUAUAACGUAUUUGUUUUAAAUCAGUGCAAAGAAAUUUAAAAAUGGGCAAGGUUCACGGAGGAAUGAAGUGUGUCAAAUAUCUUCUGUUCAUAUUCAACUUUAUAUUCUGGCUGAUUGGCUCGCUGGUCCUGGCCGUGGGACUGUGGCUCCGGUUCGACCCCGACAUCGUGUCUCUGCUCAGCAAGCAGGGGGCUCCCGAAACCUUCUUCAUGGGGGUGUACAUCCUGAUCGGUGCCGGGGGUCUCAUCAUGCUGGUGGGCUUCUUCGGCUGCUGCGGGGCCGUGCGGGAGUCCCAGUGCCUGCUGGGAUCGUUUUUCGCCUGCCUUUUGAUUAUCUUUGGUGCCGAAGUCGCGGCGGGUGUGUUUGGAUUCCUGAACAAAGACAAGAUCAUUAAGGAGAUACAAGAUUUCUAUGAUACUUCCGUCCAAGAAAAUACCAACAGCACCAUUGCAUCAGUCUACCACAAAGUGCUGAACUGCUGUUCGGGGAACGCCUUGGACCCUAGCUUCUGCCAGGAUGCCAAAGCCAAGGACUGCGGCACGGCCAUUUUGGAGUUCUUCAACAACAAGCUCUAUAUCAUCGGAUUUGUGGGGAUCGGGAUUGCCGGAGCAAUGGUUAUCGGCAUGAUCUUCAGCAUGGUGCUCUGUUGCGCGAUACGGAACAGUAGAGAUGUCAUCUAGACACCAUGAAGCCCUCUGACCCCCCCCCUCUUCAUCUCACCUACCCCCCUCAUCCUCUAUACUAAACACACCCCUGCCCUGAGUCACGGCUUCCAGCCGGCUGAUGCCACUGUGAAACUCCAUUUCCCAGAAUUCACAAAGUCUCUGACCAGGGUGGUUAUUUUUACACAAAGGUGAGAUGGCUUCAGUUUUGGAAGGAAAAUGCACAAGAAAGCCAUUGACACCUGUCAAAUAUGUUCUAUGACCUGUCUUUAUGACAUCACGCCAUUAUGAUGUAAUCUGAGAUGCACAGGUUCCUUCAGCUGCCCUGCCCAGUCUAGCCCCGCCCACCCCCACUCUGAUUGGCCAUGAGAUUCCCACAGGUAUAUGUAUAUGUGUGUAGGUUACAGGUAGGUUCAGACUCCAAUCCUGGAGGGCCGCAGCAUCUGUUGGCUUUCACAAAAGCUAAAUAAUCCGCACGACUUGUACUCGAGGCUUAAAUUGGCUACUGAUCGAAAGGAGAUCA
Messenger RNA from Conger conger (European conger), 1235 nucleotides. Its product is annotated as CD9 antigen-like. Gene Ontology annotation, cellular component: membrane. The transcript is spliced from 8 exons. The record is from RefSeq and is a predicted model, not a curated record. NCBI's taxonomy places the organism in Eukaryota, Metazoa, Chordata, Actinopteri, Anguilliformes, Congridae. The coding region runs from base 92 to 730 and encodes 212 amino acids.